GGCGGGGCCAGUAAUGAGCUGGCACUGCGGGUCGGUUGCGGCUGCCGAGCCUACCCGGUUUGAGAUGCGGUGCAAACGCUGCGCGAAGUGUGCCCAGAUUCACGGUCAGACCUCGGGAGGGACCUGGGAGCGGCCACGGUCCCAAACACCAGACUCACCCUAUGGAACUCUGUCUUGGGCAAGCAUCGUCGUCUGGCCUGCAUCUGAAGAGGCUUUAGGGUUGCUUUAUCCCUAGGAGACCAAGAACUCAAGCUGGGCAAGAGCCUGCCCUGUGCCUCCCUGCCCUGCUUCUUCCCAGGCCUGGGUUGGAUCCAGGACCAGCUGUUCAGUCCCACGCUCUCCUCACAUCUCCAUCAUGACAUCCCUGCUCACGGUGCUCCUGGUGGUUCUAGUGGGCCUGCCUGUGGCCCAGGCUCUGGAGUGUCACGUGUGUGCCUACAACGGAGACAACUGCUUCAAACCCAUGCGCUGCCCGGCCAUGGCCACCUACUGCAUGACCACUCGUACUUACUUCACCCCAUACCGGAUGAAAGUGAGGAAGUCGUGUGUACCCAGCUGCUUUGAGACCGUGUAUGAUGGCUACUCCAAGCAUGCAUCUGCCACCUCCUGUUGCCAGUACUACCUCUGCAAUGGAGCUGGCUUUCCUACCCCAGUGACCUUGGCCCUGGUCCUGGUACUCCUGGCCACCUUCUGGAGCUUGCUGUGAAGCUCUGUUCCCUCAGGCAGACCCACUGAAACGCAAAGCUCUUAAAAGAUACAAAUCGUCCCCUCUCACCUCCUCGCUCCACCCAACCCUCUUCCUUCAGCCACAACAAGAGCCCAUGGCUACCUACAAAAGGACUGAUGGCAUCCAGAUACCUCACCCCGAGGCCAUAACCUUUCAUUUUCAGAAGGCUGAUAUAUGGAUCUAAAUCUCUCUGCCCAGGAUCAGAGGCAUCUGGGAGAGUGCUAUUUGCUGGGGUGGGGGUGGGGUGUCAGUCACACUGAUUUGAAGGAAUUAGUGGCCAAAUUCCACCUUUAUAGCAUCAGGACCCUGCCUCGGUCUACCCAGUAGAGGAUAGGCCUGCUAGAGGGGGACAAAAGAUCACGAACUGUCUAGAAGCAAAGAAAGACUUGGUGGAACUGUCUCCUGCUGAGUCCAGAUGCUGCCCGGGGCAAGUGUGAGGUGGAAGCCUUGUGUGGAAGGCUUUUGUCAUUUCCAGCUCUCUUAGGAAUUCUGCCAGACCUGGUGUCAGGACAGCUCUGGGCUGAGGGUAGCUAGCUAUGGCUUCAUUUCCACAGGCCACUAAGAUCCCUCCAGCCUCAGCAGCUCAGCAGUCCCUGCGACCUCACACAGACUGCUGGGCCUUGAGGCUGGCAGGGACAUGGGGGCAGGCUGCCCAUGCUAUAUUUUGUCUGGCCUGUCCACAGGUCAGAGCUAUUCUGAGCAUGGCAGGAAGGGAACAAAGGCAGGUCAGAGCCAGCUGGUGGGGCAACCGGGACAGCAAAGCAGACUUCAGCUAGCUUCCCAGGUCCUGUAGGCAGCUUCUGCAUCCUCUGAGCUCUCGGUAAAUUAUGCGGAGGCAAAUGCACAGGGAGCCAGCCCAAGUACCGGGUGACUGUCUGUGAAGUCAGCUGAAGACUUCUGGGUAUCAAGAUCCCGAAGAACCCAACCCCGAUUUAGGAGACACCGAUCUGUCUUUUAUGCCAGUGUAGUUGACCCAGGGAGCCUUACCCUCUUCUCUGACUAGUACCCCAACUCAUGUGCCACUGAGGAGACCCCUGAAGCUGGCCCAGCCCAGAGGUCAGGAUGCUGGCCCUUGUCCAUGUCUGGCUAGGAGAGUCUUACUGAUCCCCACGUCCUACUGGUCACACAUCCUGAAUGCUUUUUCUCACACCACCAGCUGUAGGAUCAGGACACAGAGGCCCAUCCUGGGGACCUUCCUCCCUGUUCUUAGGCAGACCUGAGCUCCGCUGCUGAAAGUGAUGUGGUUUUCUGCCUCAGUUUCCUCCUCUGGGGACAGGCCAGUGGGGGAUGGGAGAUAGCCUCCUGCUGAUGGGAACAGGAACUGUGCAGCUUUAUUACAGAGGUGUAUGGGGUGGGAAAUGGCCCAGAAAUGAGGAGGCAGUGACUACCCGGAAAGAAUGUGAGUCUCAUGGGAGAGAGCAGAGGGAGGAGUGCACAUGCGCAUGUGAACACAGUGGCUGCAAAACCCAGAAGGCAACACUGGCUGUGGUGCCCCCUGAGGUCCAGGCAGGAUGCUGGGAGGAAGCCAGUGCUGCCCCCUCCUGAGCUUUCAUAGAAAACACACACACACACACACACACACACACACACACAGAGAGAGAGAGAGAGAGAGAGAGAGAGAGAGAGAGAGAGAGAGAGAAGAAGCAGCAGCAGCAUUGGGACUGACCUAUGGAAGCCACAGGGCCCUUGGUAAGGAGGCGGGCCCCUAACUCAGUGGGUGAGGCCUGGGAAACAUUACCCAGCUUGUGCAAGUCCAUUGUCCCCAGUCAAGGUGGCAUCCUGGGCUAGAACUGGGAGGAGGCCCAAGACCAGGUCCUCCCUCCCACCACAAGGGUUAAUGUGGAACAGGCCCUUGAUUACCUAUUGCUGAGAGUGUAGCAGGGUUUGGAGGGCAGUUUCUUUCACCUGCCUCAUAACAGCAUCUAGAUAGGCCCCACAGUGUCCACACUGCCACCCACCCCUACAGGAAGUAUACCUACCUAGCCUGUCCUUGGUGCUUAGCACAGAGCCCAGAAGGUGCUCAAUUAACACAGGGCCAAGCCUGCCAGUGGGAGGUGCAGGUUAGGGGAACAGCGCCAGAUGGUCUGUCCUGAAUCCUGUCUGGGGUGCUGUGAUAUUGCAGGUGGCUCUGCACAUGCCACAGCAGUUAUGCAAAAUGUGUGUGGUUGGGGGUUCACUACUGCUCCCCUUUGACAGGUAAAGAAACUGAGGCACAGAGGAGUGAAGCACUUAUUUUUCCCAGGCCACCUGGCCUCAUCUGCCUAAUACCAACCUAUUCUACUAUGGGAACUCUUUCAAUAGCUGGGGGUCUUUGAGGAUGCAUGUUGUCAGGAUGACGGUGGCUUCAUAAACCAGAGACUCCCAGAAUGCAACGUCGUAAACGUUUACAAAACUGAGGCCUUAGAAGGGAACAUCAGAACUGGAAGUUCGAGGGGCUGGGGGGGUAGGCCAGGGGUGCCCAGCCCUGUGUGUGGAUACAGAGAGAGGAACACAGGAUGGAAUGGCAGACAGAAGAACAAAGUCACAUCAGCCGUACAAGCUGACUCUGCCUUUGUCAGGGAUAGGGCUCAAGGCAGUGGGUGUGCUCACACUAGGGUAAGCAGUAGCCCCUCAACAUGGAUGGUAUCCAGGAAGGCUGGCGGUGAUUCUCUAAGCAUUGCGUUCUGGAAGCAUUGCAUUUACUGGAGAGAGGCUGCUGGGUGGAACGGUGAUGUCACAGAGCCUAUGUACCUCUGUGGGGUUUGCUGAAGCCGGGCCAACACAUGAAGCUAAAGCAUGCCGAAGAACACAGUGAGGUGUCCGGUCUAGCCCACCAGAGAGACGCUGCGAUGAGGGUUAUGCUCUGCCACUGUGUCUGUGUUGGCUUCCCCAAAGCGGAUAAGGGGAAGGGGAUCAGGACCGCCUCCAUCUUCAUCAUCUGAAACUCCAGAAUGAUUUCCGGGAGUAGGGUGGCCCCUUGCUUCAGGGCGUGGUUACUUUCCAGCAAGUACCAUGGCAUCCGGCAGCACUGCCUGCCCUGGGUUCCUCAAGCACAGGCUCAUACUCCAGCCAUCUCACUGGUGAAAUGACAGUGGCAGCAGCCACUCAGCUGGCUCUUGGGGACCAGUGCCAAGCCUCGGGCCUGCAUAGAGGCCACCUCAAAAGAUGCAUGGAUACAUGCUCCCUGGCACUUCCCUGGGUUGUGUCUCUGCCAACCCUAAGCUCUCACCCAGCAAGGUCAUGAAAUCCACUUUUAGGCCCCUUCCCCUAGCAAGCCCCAUGUACCUAAACUUCUGAGUGGUCCAUGUCAAUGUCCCCCGCUGAAUGAAUAAACAAAUGAAGGACAC
This is a messenger RNA of Microtus oregoni (creeping vole), 4053 nucleotides long. RefSeq names its product Ly6/neurotoxin 1 (gene Lynx1). Lineage: Eukaryota; Metazoa; Chordata; Mammalia; Rodentia; Cricetidae. Bases 356 to 706 code for a protein of 116 amino acids. The record is from RefSeq and is a predicted model, not a curated record. The transcript has 5 exons.